Messenger RNA from Aethina tumida (small hive beetle), 1531 nucleotides. RefSeq lists its product as uncharacterized. NCBI's taxonomy places the organism in Eukaryota, Metazoa, Arthropoda, Insecta, Coleoptera, Nitidulidae. Bases 305 to 1531 code for a protein of 408 amino acids. The record is from RefSeq and is a predicted model, not a curated record. The transcript has 3 exons.
CAAAACCUCGUAAUCAAAUUAGUAAAGAUCCGUGUAUGAAACAGUAUCUCCAGUUUGUAAGACUAUACAUGUUCGGUCGGUUGAAGGAUUAUAGACAAGGGGAAACCAUAAGACGGUGCGUGCCAAGAAUCCUCAAUCUAAUUCUUUAAACGGAUCGUGCGCAAUGCCCACAACCACUCCAGUUGCCUUAUGUGGUCGAAAUCGCGAAAGUCAACCGGUCUUUUUUGUAAUUUAGUGAAAGUGUUGCUUUGGGACCUUUAUUUUCAUUACUGAUUUGUUGGUCGUGGAAGGCAUCAAGACGAAAAUGAGGAUCUACAAGUUGGACGGCACCUUCAUAGAAACUAAUGAAGAUGGUUUCGGUUGGAAUUUAAGCAACAUCAUCAUAGACGAAUCUGUCCCAAAUUAUGAAGAACGUAACCGGCACUAUAGAUGUCAAGAACAAUUAAAAGUCAAACAAUCUUUAACCAAAAAUUUAUCGCAGUCCAUGGAGUCUUCAAUGACCGACUACGAUAUAAACAAGGAUUAUACAAUGCCAAAACUGCCAUCAAUUAGUAAAAGGGAAAGCUUCUCAGACUCUUCGUCGGACCCAGAUGAGGAUUACGAAGAAAAGAAGCCGAUAAUCAUCGAGCACAACUUACCAAAAGUCCACUCAUACGUGAAAAACACAGAAAUCGGCAUACAAGGCAGCGGAAUCGAAAACAACUUCAUCAAACUCGAAAACGUCAACUCGAAAAUCCCAAGUAAAGAAGACCUGAUCGAUCUGAUCAAUCCGUGCAACACCGAAAGCAAGAUGCUGCUGGCCGUCAUGUCCUUCGCCAAGUUUAAGGCGUUGAAAAACGAGGAGUCCUUCAAAAGCAGGCCCAUUUGUCAGACCAGAGAUUUCAGACUGUUUCUCAACGAUCAGCCGUCGGACAAUUUCGAAAACGAACUUCACAAGGAAAUCGAAAACUAUCACGCCACGAAAGAGGACAACAUGAUGUCAUUGAUGAUGGAGCUGGUUCUGAACGACAUGAAUUGCAGAAUCAGCGAUAUUGCGGAAAGUAACAGCAACACAAGUGAUUUGGGGAAUAGUAUACCAAGUAACUCAUCGAUGAACAGCUGUUCAAGUGAUGAUAACAGCCUUGCCGAGGCGUGUUUCGUCAAGAGGUCUUCAGGCAGUUCCAGUAAAGGUGUUAGUUCGCAUUAUUUAAAUAAGUCUAAGUUUUUAAUUCGGCCUAAUAGGGAGGAAGUACUGAGUAGUCUUGGAUUGAGUGACGAGGAUAAAAGUAUACAGAGUAUAUGCGAAGAGACGAAGGAUAUGCAUUAUACACUUCAAGAAGUGAAGAACUCCUUUAAGGUUGAUACUGAUAAAGUAAAACAAGUGCUUGAUGAAGCAAUAAACUUCGAAAAAAAUCUGAAAGAGACAAUUUACCUGGAUAAUCUACUGCACCUUUUAGACGGACAAAUCGAUAAGGUGAAACUGAAGUCAUCCCCGUUUAAAAUUCUAAUCGACCCCCAACAUGAAUCUGCAGAAUUGAAUUUAAUCGUCUAA